AUGGAAAGGGGUUCAUAGAAAUUUUCCCUUUUGUUGCCUUUUUGUGCCGUUUCAUCGGCCAUUAUGCACCGUUUUUGCUGCCUCUCCCUUUUCCACCAUUUCUUGAGCCUUCAAGAUCCCAAAAAAAUUGGAAGGGUCCAUAAAGGGAAUCAUUUUGUUCUUAUUCUGCAGCUUUUUUGCAGCCUUUCUGAUGCUUUUUUUGAGCUUCUCCCUUUUAGCAGCCAUUAACCACCAUCCCGAGUCAUAACUCCACGAAUUUUGGAGACGUAAAUAUUUUUUAGACAUAAAAAACUUCGAAAACUUUCAAAAAUAGUCAUCAUAAAAAAUCGAUCGAACCUAUACCUUUUUUCAUUUGUAGAUGAAAACACGCACGAUCAAAAUAACAUUGAAGCUUCAAUUUAAAGCGAACUUUUGAAAAAGUAAUGUCGUUUAUUUUGACUCGAGGAUUUCUCACAAAUCGGUUUCAAAAAUGGUUUUUAUAAAAUCCCUUCGAGAAACUGAUUUUUUGGCUCUCACAGCUUCAUGUAUUCAAAUUUUGCACCUUAGGGGCAAACAAUUGGAGAAUUUCGUGGCUUUUUUUGACCAUUUUGCAUAAUUUUGUUAUGAUUGUUGUUAUUUACAGAACUUUCAGGCUUUUAACAAUUCAUUUUUGAUUUUUAUUGACAUUUAAAUUCCAUUAUUUUUUAUUAUUAAGUGCAGAAAACGAGAAGAAAAAGCGGUGAUUUUGAAAAUUAGUGGUUUUUUUGGUCCUUUCGCAUGCUUUUUUAUGUUUUUUGUGAUUAACUGAACUUUCAGGCUUCAUUAUGAUAUCCUUGAUUUUUUAUUGAUUUUUUAAAAUCAAUACUAUCGAUUUUUCAUUGCAGAGAACACGUCGGACGCGGAUAUAAUUCGCUUGGAAGCGUUCCAAAAGGAGAAUAUCCCCCACGGCGGCCUUCUGGAGGUCUACAACGUGCCCGAAUUCGCCAGAAUCAUCGUUUGUGGUCAGUUUUUGAUCAUAAGGCCGGCUUGAUCCAUCGAAAAUGGGUCCUGACACGAAUUUCAAAAAAAAAAAAGAAAGAGAUAUUAUGUGGUUGAUGGAGAGGGCAGACAGGCCACGCCCAUAAGUAUCCGUUAAAUUUGAUUUUGAGGAGUUAGAAAUUAUUUUAAUUUAAAAAGCUUAUGAAAAAUUUUUUUCAAAGUGUGAUCAAAAUGGAAUUGAUUGCUCGAACUCAUUUUGAGAAAUUUUCAAAGAUAUCGUGAAACAGGAAUGAUCGCUAUUUUUGGAGGAGUUAUUUUGAUGAAAAAUUUCUUGUGAAUAACUAUAAUUUUUGGCUUCCUUGGGCCAUUAUUAGAGCGGGGCAGGGGGCGGGACGCGUAGCGUGUGCGUUCGCGGUUAUUGGCACGAGUUCAACUCAACCGACAUCGACUCUUUGAAAAGCCCGUUUUUCGCUUUUUUCAUUCCUUUUUCAAUUAUUUAUUGAUUAUGUUCAUGAGUGCAUCAAAAAAUAGUAGAGAACAUUGAAAAAGAGCGGUUGCCGAGCUUUUUAAAUAGUCGGCGACAAUUGUAUUGAACUCGCGCCAAGAACCGCGAACGCACACGCUACGCGUCCCGCCCCUUGCCCCGCCUUCUUCGCCUAUUAAGUCGAUAAACAUUGACUAUAGAAGUUUAAAUUGGACUGAACUAAAAACACCCAUUUUUCCCAUCAAAUGCAGUUUAUUCCAGAACUGAAGCCCCGACUGGCCCGUCUUCUGACCAAAAACCUGCCGGCCUACCUGGUCCUGGCCGCGUUCCGACUUCACGAUGAGAAACGCGACGAGGCGUCGCUCACCAGCCUUUUUUCUGCGGUCCAUCUUGUCCUCAAAGAUACGCUCAGCGUUCGUUUUCUUCUUUUUUCCUAACUAACUAGGGUUGUCUCUGUAGAAACCACUAUCACUCUGUGGAUGGCUCGCUCUCUGAUUGGUUUAUCGCACCAUUAUGGGCGGAGCUUGAGCGACGACUUGACAUUCAAAAUCUGAACAGACUAUAAACCCCUCAGAAACCGAGAAAAAGCUCGUCGAAAGCUUCCCAGCGCGUAUAUACCCUCACUCGCAGCCUUUGACUAGCAACUGGCCGCGUGGUGUAGUGGUAGUGGUCGUGCACUGUCAAUAUUGAGACCAGGGUUCGAAUCCUUCCCCCGGAUGUCAUUUUUGCCGACUUGUAACUUUCCUGAAAUGCACUUCAGGACCUUCGGAUACUAUAACAAAAAUCAAAAUUCUCACAAUUUUCAGUUAAGAAGCUUUAAAGUACUGGGGAAUAUGGAAGUGCUCCUUCUAGGGAGACUUAUUUUAUUGGGGGCGUUCCUUAGUCAGAUUCAGUACACUUUUUUCCACUAAACUUAAUUUAAAUAUCGAUUUACAGCGUUCGCAUGAUCUCGACGUACUGUCGCUAUGGUUAGUGAACACUUGGCGGCUGUUCAAUCUUCUUCGCCAAUAUGGGGGCGACGAUCGGAACCCGGUAAUUAUGGCAAAUAUUUGAAAACCAAGCAUGGCUAGUGGAAAAUAAGUAUUUGAAAAAGAAGUUUCCACUUUUUGAACAAAAAUCAUUUCAAGAAAAAACGAAAAAAAAAAUCUGUACACAAGGCAUUGUGCGGAAAAAGUUGCUCUAUGGACAAAAAUUUUUUUUCUUGUUUCAUUUCAUUUUUUUCUGUUUUUUUCUCAUGAAAAUUUCUUUGUCCUGGUCAGAAAAAAAGGAUCUGAAAUAAUUUCUACAAAAAUUUUUUUGGAAAAAAAUUAUUACGGUAAGGAAUUUAGUGUACACCGAUUCUUGUCGCAGAAUCAUUAUUGAUUUUUUUCCCUCAAAUUGCAUUUUUUUCGUUCCUAUAUUUGAGAUUUUCGUGAAAUAUAGAUUUUUUUAAAAUCUCUCGUUUUAUUGCGUUGAAAAAAAGUGAAUGAAAAAAAUUAAAAAAAUUUUUUUUUAAUGAAUUUUUUUCGGUUUUUUUAUCUGGAAAAAUUUCCAUAAACCCUUGAAAUUUCAAAGUUUUUUUCCUAUUUUCAUAAGUGAAUUAUUUGUUGAGGCAACAAAUUUUGCGUUUUGAAUUCGAAUUGAUCAUUUUGCAGGAAUGGCAAGCGGCCAACACGGAGCAGCAGAACUCGUACCGAUUCAAGUCCUAUGAUGUCACGCCGAUCAGAGAUCAGUUGAAAUUGAGAGUCGAAGAGAGCUAUACGGCUCUGAUGAAACGGGCCGUCGAACACGUCCUCAGCCCCAAAAUUGGUGAGUUUAUUCGAAAAAAAAAAUUAGAAUUCCGUGUAAAAUCUUCAUUCCGUGUAAAAUCUUCACUCGAAGUGGUCGCUCUCCUUCUGAGGCUUCCACCUAGAGCACGGUCUCCGGGCUCCAGCUCAACAUCCACUACAUUCCGAGCUCGUCAAGGCGCAACUGGAUGGACUACGCGCAGAAGGACAAGACGAAGGACCGUAAGAACAUGCUUUCAACUCUUUCGACUACACGUUUGGACUUCUAGCUCGCCAAAGGCGGUUGUUCGUUAUAGCUUUUUAAAGUUCUUGUUCACCGUCUAGUCGAUUACAUCGGACUAAAACAACAAAAUAAAUGAUUUGAUUGAUUUGAUUGAUUGAGAAUCAAGAAAAAUAGAGUUUUCACAGCGUCAAUCAAAUAUUCUGAACUUUUUUUCUCAAGAAACAAGCUUGAAACUGCUUUGUGAGGAAUCAUGGGGUCGAGAUAAAUAACAUUACCUUUUCAAGAGUUUAAUAUUACAAUAUUACUUUGAUGAAGUGGAUAUUCGUGUGAAUAAUUAUAUACUUUCAAAGAAAGACCUUCAUAUAUACAGUGUUUGAAGUCACUUUACGGCUUCUUCAAACCUUCUUCUUGAAUCAGAUCGUGUUUUCUGAAGUAACAAAGCAGUUCGCUCUUCAGUUUCAAAAGAAAUAAGAAAUUUCCUUCGAGAGAUCAAAUGAUGUCCCAUUUUUCAGAAACAGAACAAGGGGAAGUCGAAAAAUUAAUCAAAACGACCAAAUAUAUCUGAAAAUUAAGUAGAUGAUCCUCUGUUGUAUUUAUUCACUUGUUUUGCUUCGAGAUGAGUUUUUAAAACAUAGGCAAAGUCGGAAAGACUCGAUAAAGGUCCAGAAAAAAUGUUCCAUUUAGGGUGAUGAAGGCUCCUUUUUGCGCCAUUUUCUCAGCCCAUAUGCACCAUUUUUGCUGCCUUUCCCUUUUCCAACAUUUCUCGAGCCUUUAAAGUCCCAGAAAAAAUGGAAGGCUCGAUAAAGGGACCCUUUUUGCAGCCUUUUUGCAGCCUUUUUGCUGCCUUUCACCGGCUUUUUUUGAGCCUCUCCCUAUUAGCGGCCAUUAUCCACCAUUCCGGCUUUGCCCGAAAAGGAAAAAAAAGUCUUCCGGUUUCCUUUCAUAAUUUAUAAGACUUCUACUUCAAGUACUGGCCGUUUUUUGCUUUCGUUUUCUACUUCUGUAAGCUGAAAGAGAGCUAUUCGGUUGGUUUUUAUUUGAAAAUUACAGUUUUUUUUGUUUCGAUAUGAGAUUUACAAGCAAAAAGAGAGUUUGCCAGUUGGCUUUCAGGUAAUUUAUAUUUUUCUCAGUACCGGCCGUCUUGCAACACGAGAGCAGCAGUGAUCUGAUGACCAGCGGCCGCGAAAGAGACGUUUCGCGAGUUUCCAACGGCGACACUCCCAGACGCGGUCUCGACGAUUUGCUCCAAUUCGUGAGUUGAAAAUGAUAUCUUUUUUUUUCAACAUUAAUAUGACAAUAAGCCAAAUAUUCUGUAAUCUAUUGCAAAAAACGUUGUUUAAUUUUUUUUUCUGAUUCAUUAACUUUGUUCGAAAUUUUUUCUCAAAACGACAUGAAAUAAUUAAUUUCAAAGUUUUGCGUGGUAUUCUUUGUACUAUCUACAAAAAUUCAUCAAAUUUUCCGCAGAAAAUAAAAUGGCAAAAAAAGUUCACCGAAAAGGAUUCGAACCUGCUUCAUGCGUUCCACAGUGCAAGCCUGCUAGCCACUACACCACGCCACCGGCUGGCAGGCGAAGUUAGCCGCCGCGACAUAUUCCCUCCUCCAUAUGAUGCAUUUUUCGCGCGCAAACUUUGAGAUGCCAUAACUCUACUAGAACCGAAAAAGCGCACCUUUUUUCAACUUUAUUGGAAUCAGGGUAUCAUAAAGUUUAAAAUACCUGAGAAAAAAGACGAAAAAAAUCUUAAUUUUUUUCUUUUUUCCAGUUGGAUCUGGUCCACACGAAGCUCGUCACCUAUGGCGCUGAUAAUAUUGUCGUCGGACAGGUAAAAAUUGAUUUAUAUAACAUGCCUAAUUUGGAAUAUUUCCAGGUAAUCGGCCAAAUGACCAACUGGAUGUGCGCCCUAUCGCUAAAUCACUUGAUGUUCCGCAAGGAACUCUGCAAUUUCGAAAAGGCCAUUCAGAUCAAGUUAGUAUGAGAGAAAAUAUGCAUCGAAAAUCAAUGAUGAAUGAUCAAGUUGUUUAUUGAAGUAGUAAUAGCGAAACAGGAAAGUUUUGUAUUUUUUUCCCAAAAAGUUCGCUACUUUUUAUGGACUUGGCAGCACGCAGAAUGGCUCUGAAAAUGGAAAUAUGGCUUGAAUUGAACCGCGUCGCGUCCGCAACGCGUUGAUUCAUUCCAAAUGCGUCCAGAUGAUUUUUUUCGGAAUUUUUCAAAACCAUCGAGAUAACCACUUUGCACGAAAAAUCAUCGACUUUUUUUCACGAAAUUAUUGAUUUUUUUGAGAAUUUUUUUGGUUUUUCGAAAAAAAGCUUAUUUUAAUUUGUUUAAAAAUCUUCUUUUCAUCAAAAAAAGCCGUUUUCUAAAUUUUUAAACAAAAAUUAAUGAAUUUUUUUCUUUUAUUUUUGGACUUUGUUUGAGUGUAAAACAACAAAAAAAUACGGAUAUUUUUUUGAAAAAUUUUGAAAAUAAAUUUUUCUAUCUCAUUUUCCUGUUUCAGACACAACGUGACCGAGAUCCAGAACUGGCUCCAUUCCAAGGGCCUCGGAGAAUUCCGAGAAGCUCUGGAGCCGCUUGUCCAGGCUUGUCAUCUGUUGCAGGUUCCUUAUUUUCCUAAAAAUCCAUUUUUCUAGAUAUUAAGUGAAAUUACCGUUUCAAUGAGCAAAUGAAUAAUUUACAAUGCGGAAAAGAGCAAUUUUCAAUUGCAAUUUAUUAGAAAAAUGAUUCGGAAAUCUUUUUUAAAGUGAUUUUUUUUAAUUGAUUGAAUUUUUUCAGUAGUUUUAACUCUAUAUAAUUACCAAAUAUAAAGAAUUCACGGCGAUUUUUCGACGAAGCCACGCCCACUUUUUCUCCGUAAAUUGUCGUGUGUCUUGUGCAUACACUGCGUCGCUUUCGCGCAGAAAAUUGCGUUUAUCUAGAGAAAUUUCGAUUCGUCUCAAAGAUCUCUGGCAAUACGACGGCCUGCGCCUUUAAUGUGCCCUGUUAUUUACGCUCCUAAAGUCGAAAUCUCUGCCGUUCCCAUGACGUCACGUGAGAACGGCGGAUAUCUUGGCUUCGCCCCCUAUUUUUUUGGUUUCGAAUUUUCUUCCUUUAACAAAAACGCCGUGAACUCCUAUCUUCAAAAAAAUAUUUUCAAACCCUUUGGAAAAGUUUGAAAAUAUAUUAUUAUCUCCUUAGAGGCCUUUUUUUUGGCUUUCUGUUCCCUCAUAUUUCUGAAACUUAUCCUGAAAAAAAUCAUCCUAAAAAUGCGUAUUUUGAAUGUCGUUUUAAAGGAAAAUUGGUCCAAAAACUUUUUUUGGUUGAAGUUUUUCGAUCAUUUUAGCCCUAUUUUCCUAUAAAUUUUGAAGAUACACGGUUUCUGAGCUGAAAAAAGGUUUUUAAGGAAAUUUGAAAUUUCGAAAAUCUUUUACCAUUUUUUUUUUCCCUGCUCUUUAGUCCGUUACUUCGAAAAAAAAGCAAAAUAUUCAAAAAAUUAUAAUUGUGGUGUAGAUGAUAACCCCGUUUCAACGAGAAUAUCAAUAUUUUAUAGUGUCAAAAAGGGCAAUUGGUGAGUGUCAUCCAUUAAACAAAAUUGGCCCGAAAUUACUUUUUAAAAGCUUUUUUUGAUUUUUUUGAAGUGUUUUAUUAUUCUAUUAACGCAUAAUUUUUUUAUAAGGUGUGGAUUUGUUAACUGAGAGCGAUUUUUUUGGAAAGCCCUUUAAAAAUAAGUAUUUUUUUAUCUUAUAAAAAUUCGAAAAAAAUUCCCUUUUUUUGCAUUUUCUCGAGAACUUUUCCCGUCCUUUUUUUGUUCCUCAGAUUUUUCAGAACCUUUUUUUCAAGCUUUCAAACAAAUAUUUUCUGCUCAGUUUUGAGGACUUGAUCGAUUUUGAAGAAUUUUUGAUGCCCAAGUUGCGAUUUUUUGAAUAAAAUCUCAGAUUGAAGUUUCAAUUGAUUUUUGAGCGGUUCAUAGUUGACACAGAGCUUCUUUGGAAACCAGUCAUUUUUUCAAAAAUUCAAUUUCAGAGCCGAAAAGACGAGUCGAACUUGGACACGCUCUGCGGGGAGAUGACCAGCAAGCUGAAGCCCCGCCAGGUUUUCUGAAAAGAAGAUUUUGUCAUUCUAAUCUGUGGAGUUUGCAGGUCGUGGCGAUCCUGCAGCACUACGACCCCUCGGACGACAUGGAGGAGGGCAUCACGCCGCAGUUCCUCGUCGCCGUCCAGAGGAAACUCAACGAGAGGGCCGCCAAGAACAACGAUCCCGUUGAGGACAAGGUCAGCUUCGAAAAAUCAUAUCUGGCCCUCAAAAUUCGACUAUAUUGUCGAUUCACCGAUAGCUGGGGGGCGUGGCCUGUCUGCACUCUCCACCAAAUAGACACUAUCUCUUCUAUCAUCGUGUCAGGACCCUUUUUUGAUGGCUCAAGCUAGUCGUGAAUUUUUCCCAAGCCGCGAGGCAGUUUCUGAGGGCAGAAUUUUUUUAAAUCUAAAAAACUGGUCUCAAGUCCCACUUCGAACUAAGAAGCUUCCCUAUAUUUUUUGAAGGGAAAACAAUUUUUCGUAAAAAAGCACAAAUUGAACAAAUUUGGAAUGUUUUGUCAUCGAUGGAAUGAUGAUAAAAGAACGGACGCUUUUAAACUUCGAAGCUUUUCCGAACCUUCUUCAAUUAUUGCUUUAGGAAACUUCUGAAGUUAAUUAUUUAUCAAGUUUCGAAGCUAGAAACCUGAUGAAAGUAAAAUCAGGUUUUUUUUUCGGUCGAUUUCAUAUAAGAUAAACCAAAAAAAAAAUCGAAAUUAAUCAGCUUGAGAAAGUGCGCUCCCUUGAUAAAGUAUGUAAUUCAUAUUUGACUCCCCUCAGUACGAUCCUGAGCAGUUAUAGGGGUCCCUUAAGAGUUCUGACGGCGCUAUAGUGAUCACUUAACACUCAGAAAUAUACAGGGCGCCGUAAGCCCCCUUAAGUGAUCCCUAGAAAGGCUCGGAAACUUCUGGUGGACUUAACCAAGCUCCGAGUCGGUAAUAGAACCUAAGGUCUUUGAGCAUUUCUAGGGAUCACUUAAGGGAUCUCAGGGCGCUAUAGUGGUCCCUUGAAAUGCUCAGAAGUCUGAAAAAGCGUCAGCACCCUUAAGGGGUCCCUAGAAAGGCUCAGAAACUUCAAGGGCGCGUUACCGAGUUCCGAGUCUGAAACUGAACGUUUCUGAGCUUUUCUAGGGGUCACUUAAGGGCGCUCACGGCGCUAUAGGGGUCAUUUGAAAUGAUCAGAAGUCUAGAGCGGCGUCAGCACCCCUAAGUGAUCCCUAGAGCGGUCCAAUAAUUUUGUUUUCGUUAUUAUUUGGCUUUAAAAGAUGUUUUUUCCAUGAAAGUGAAAUUAAUAAUUUUCGAAUUCCCUUAGAAUUUUUCAGAUUUGAACGCUAGAUUUUUUUGUUCUCCUCAAGAAAUUCUAUUUUUUCAGGACGCUCUGAUCAUGAUGGGCACCUACCUGCCGCCGUUCGACACUCGCUCCUUCUCCUACAGUGAUUUUCCACUCGAGACCCUCAGUCUUCCCAGUUGUCUCCAUUUGAACAAUGUCUGUCGUCUUGUAUAA
Messenger RNA from Caenorhabditis auriculariae, 8974 nucleotides. NCBI's taxonomy places the organism in Eukaryota, Metazoa, Nematoda, Chromadorea, Rhabditida, Rhabditidae. The record is from the annotation of a GenBank genome assembly.